Messenger RNA from Zingiber officinale, 1043 nucleotides. RefSeq lists its product as uncharacterized. NCBI's taxonomy places the organism in Eukaryota, Viridiplantae, Streptophyta, Magnoliopsida, Zingiberales, Zingiberaceae. The coding region runs from base 132 to 785 and encodes 217 amino acids. The transcript is spliced from 3 exons. The record is from RefSeq and is a predicted model, not a curated record.
ACUUUUAUUCGACCCCCCCUGCAGCAUCAAAUCAAAGCACGGGCUAGCCGACGGAGAGCCAAAGGCAUCAUCGUCGCCGGCUGCUUCGCCCAAACGCGUGGGAGCGAUCGUAUACAAAAUAGUGUAUUGCAAUGGAGGGGGUGGGGGCCCGUCUGGGCCGGUCGUCGACCCGCUAUGGGCCGGCGACGGUCUUCAGCGGACCUGUAAGGAAGUGGAAGAAGAGGUGGAUCACCCUUGCCGCCCCCAACAACUCCGCGGCGGCCAGAGUCAAUGGCAACGCCGCCCGAUCCCACCUCCUCCUCUACAAGUGGGCCCCUGUCUCCUCCACGCCCGCCGACAGCGCCGCCCAGCCGGAGGAGCCCCCGCCGAGGAAGUUCCGAUAUGUACCGAUUUCUGUUCUCGAAGAUCAAAAACAAGAGGACGCUGAAAAGCUUGAUGAGACAAAUGAACCUAGUGAUGCUGACCCUUCCUCACAGAUAAACCAGAAUGUUUCUUCUAAUACGAAACCUGACAUGAACGACAUUGUAAUGGGUGAAUCUGUGGCGGUUUCAGAUACAGAGCAAAAUUCGGCAGAUGAUAACAACCUUGCUAAUUUGGACUUGAAUUUGGGUUUGAAAGCUACUUACAACGAGAGAGAAACAAAAUCCAGAAACAAUGUUUCAGAUGAAGGUGAUCAGGUGGAGAAAAUAAACUUAGACGAGGAAAUUGAAAUGAACAACAGAACGGAUUCAGAAGUGCCAAACAAGUUGAAGAGAAAAAAGCUGUCGCCCCUGACCUCGAAAUGAGAGUCUGAUCUAUCAUGUCGGCUUUCGGUUGUCAUGCUGUUUAGCUCACCUUCAUUUGGAUUGCAAGCUGCAAACGUAUUCUUCAUGUCUCAGUUUGCUGCUUUGAAUCUGUUGGUUAUUUUCGAGCCAUGGAACUUCUCUCUCUCUGAUUAAAUUUGUAUCUUGUAUGGAUUCUUUUUAUCGAAUGGUUUCAUUAUCAUGAACUGAUGGCGCCAUUUAACUUCUAAGAAACUUUAUAACAUUUUGCAUUUUCCCUUA